Molecule: messenger RNA, 2553 nt
Organism: Cyclocybe aegerita
Lineage: Eukaryota; Fungi; Basidiomycota; Agaricomycetes; Agaricales; Hemipholiotaceae
Source: the annotation of a GenBank genome assembly
AUGGCUCGCAAGCCUACUGUCCAUGAUGCCGAUGGCGCAGGGAACUACACCGCGUACCAGCUCCUCCUGCAUAGGAUAGUAGGCUCAACCAUCAAGCAGCCCCGUCUUAAAACACCAUCCAACAUCUGGCGGAAGUCUCGUCAGAGCGAGAUUGAAGAGGCCACACGCCGCCACGCGUUGGAAAAUGGCCUAAAGCCUAAGCAAGUACCCGCUGCUCGAGAGCGAGAGAAGGAAGAAUGGGAGCGACAGGCGAAGGAGGAACAUGAGCAGGACCUAGUGAGGUGGAAGGCAGAUACUGAGGGGCCGCUUCCCAACGACCCAGACUUUCAGCAACAAUGCAUUGAAGCUCUCCCUCUUCUCAUGCAGCCUCUCCUCGAUGGAAUACGCGCCUGCACAGGUCUUAACACCACGCUGCUCUUCGGCGGACCCGAACCUGCGGACGGCGGUCGCAUGAAAGUGUUUGGAAUGCAUUCUGGGCACAUACCUGACGACCCUACCAUGAACUUCGGCCGCGCAGAGCGAAAGCGGUACGACGAACACCUUGUUCCUAUCUUUGGGGAUUUCCUGCGAUCCGCCUAUACCCCGGAAGAGUGCAAGGCUCGCGCGUUACCCAAUGAACAUAGGUUCUCAUUGGCAGAUCAGCUAUCAGAUGAGGACGGCGUCAAUGUAAACACAAUCGAUUUUGUGGGUCAUCAGUCCAACAAUGAAGUUUCGGAUUCUUCGACGUCAACACACCUGGUGCCACUACCUCCAGCCCCUGUGCCCUCUGCAUCUGCCCCUCCGAUACCUGCCCCUCCUUCGGCGGCACGUGCCGUGCCAACGCUUCCGACAACAAAAGCAAGGCCUCGAAUGCGUGCGGCUCCAACGCCAGCGCCUCUGGCGUCUACCUCAUCGACGGCAACACUUCUCAUGCCAAUACCAUCGCUGCCAUGGGCACGGACAUCGAUACCGUCCACGUCAACUCGAGCCCAUUUUUUCCUGCCGCCUUUACCGGCUUUCCGUGCAGCGGCGCCCGCUGACUUUCCAGUGAUAGUGGGGCCCAUAGACCCGCCAGCCACAUCGAGAAGACUCCGACUCUUAGAAAACCCAGCGGGUAUUCCUCCUCCAACGGCGCCUGAUCAUGCCCGAGUAGAACAUGCAAUACUACCACCACCGAGAGCACCGGCACCCAUACCAUCAACGACAUCGAUGCAAAACCCAUUUAUGUCAUUUAUACCUACCUCAACGCAGGUUUGUCCUCCACCGGCACCUGCUGACACUUGGAUGGAAUACAUGCCGCCAUCGCCGUGGACGUGGACACCGUCAACGACGUCGAUACAAGGCAGAUAUCGACCUCCUGUACCAAAUUUUCAUCCAGCAGCACCUGUUCAUGUUCGACUGGAACCUGUAGUGCCGCGAGUGCCCGAGAUACCCACAUCGUCCCCGACAUUGACACCCAGAAAGACUCAUUUUCAGCCUAGCCCUAUGCCAAUCUCCCAUCCAGCGACAGCUGAAUUUACGACGGCACCCGCUUAUGCUGUAGUACACUCUCCACCACAGUCGCAUACAUUGUUGAUGACACCGACGCCAACACAGCCCCAAUCUCCAACGCCUAUCCCUGCACCGAUUUCCCCUCCAGCACCUGCUUCAGCCCAAGUGGGGCCCGCAUGGUCAUCGAUACCUGUUGGAAUUCAGAUGCUGUACGAGUUGCCGUUCGCAAAUGAGGACGCAGGUGUUGAUCCAGAUCCUGUCUCUUCAGACAACCUUCCAGCAUCCGAGUCGCCCUUUUCUUCUGCUCCUGCGAAUGUCGUUCCAAUUUCACCCAUUCCAGUGGCCAUACCAUCUCAACCUGUAGCAGCACCUCUCAUUACUUCACCACCAGUCAUCGUGGACCCGGAACCCAACGCGAUCGAGGUACACCCACCUUCUACAAGCGGCCUGAACGUUGACGACGAUGGACCCGAGCAGCGGUAUCCCAAACAUCGGCCAAACUUCCGCGAAGCGUCCGCCCCCAGCUCAAAGCGUGUCCACCUAACGACCUCCGCUGCCUCUUCCUCCUCUACACCCAUUGCUCCACCGUCAGAUGCCCCAGACUGGCUUCCACCCGCCCUCUCCAUGCUCCAACAAGGGUCACUAGGCGAACCAUGGAUUGCCCUCGUCCGCACCUGGCUCUCCUUCGAGGUUCAAUCCCACUACGAACCCGUCGCCAACCUCAGCGCGACCCACCGCCCGCCCGCAGUACGCGACUGGAUCCAGCGUGCCCGUGCUCCAGCCUGGCGGCCGCAAAUCCCCAACGUCGGCAAGUACGGAGCCCAGUUCUGGCGGUGGUGGGCUGGGUUGCAGCCCAGCUGGAGGCGUGACGAGGAUGGGGACGUGGUGAUGGGUGCAGUAGAGGGCGAUUGGGAGCCGUUGAGACGCCCAGGUGUGAAUGGGUUGUUGAGCGUGCUGGUCGCGCUCUUCUUUUGGGGUGGUAAGGUGCAAAAGACGCGUGUGGCGAAGGAGAAAUGGCUGUUGGCGGUGAAAGAUGUGCACCUCGCGAUGUCGAAGGUCAGCGAGCUGCUAUCUCCGGAAUGA